Molecule: messenger RNA, 1644 nt
Organism: Maylandia zebra (zebra mbuna)
Lineage: Eukaryota; Metazoa; Chordata; Actinopteri; Cichliformes; Cichlidae
Product: T-cell surface glycoprotein CD3 zeta chain
Source: RefSeq, a predicted model, not a curated record
CAUAGCUGUCAUAAGAUAGAUAGGCUUGUUUUUACAGACAGAGAGCCAUGGACACACUGGGGAAAGGUGUGUUUGCGCUUUCCGUACUAGCGGUGCCUGUUUCCUGUUCUGAAAAUUUUUUCACUGAACCAGUCAUCUGCUAUUUCCUGGAUGGAUUUCUGAUCAUUUACUGCAUCAUUGUCACAGGGUUGUUCUUUAGAGAAAAGUUUUCCAAAGGCCCAUCUGUGGGAGUCACUGAAGAAAAUGGCAUUUAUCAGGAACUUGAGAGACCAAAAGAUGCUGAUCCUUACGAGGUGCUUGACCCAUCAAAAAGAAAGAAAAAAGCAGGCAAGAAAAAGAAACCUGAGACGGCGAGGGACCCCCUUGAGUCUUUGAUUCCCAGUACCUCAUCUCCUCGUCCUGUUCCUCCUCUGUCUCCCCACUGACAUCCUACAGUAUCAGCAAUAGUGUUACUAAACACAAUUCGAGUCAUUUAUUAAACUAACAAGAAAUAAAAUAAAAUUGUGGCUUCAGCUUCUCAGAUAUGAGGAUUUGCUUCUAAAUUAAAUGUCUAGUCAGAGAAAAUAGUUUGUAGUCACUUUGUAUUUGUGUUAUGUUGUGAUAAGCUUUUCUCUCAUGUUAUACAAUAAAAACUAACAAAGAACCCUACAUUAAGGCUAAAAACAAACUCUUUAUGAGUUCAGAUAUUUGAUGUAACCAUUUUUACAUCUUUAAAGUUGUACUUGCACAGCAGCUGAUAAUGCUAAACAGUUAUCAGCAACAGUAAAUCCAGCAGACAGAUAAAGGGAAUAUCAUCAACAGUCUUCUUAAAAUGCAACUUUCUGCUGGGCUCUGACCAGACUUUAUAUUGUUGUUGUCUAAGUGCCGCCCACCCCCAUGUCAGUCCAACUGCAGUCUGAAUCCAAAUCAAACCUGAAUCAGUUCAACUAUUCCUGCAAAACAAGUUUGAGCCAUGGAGGCUCCACCUUGCAACCCACAGCGCCAAAAGAAUCUGCAACAUACUGAAGCCAGAGAUGACUGGACAUCCCCUUACCACGACCUGCCAAAGCCGGUGGAUUUAUAUCGCAGCAGAUCAGUGCGAAUUAUAUUACUUAUAAUACUUGGCUGCUUGAAUUAUGUUUUUAGAAAAUGCUCAUGUAUUGGGAUUCUCUCACAGAUACAUCUCAAGGGUUUACAGAGAUGAAAAAGAAAAUAUCCAGUGAGGGGAUAGGAAGCAAGCGGUAACUCAAAUAAACACUUGUUACACAACUAAAGUAUGCAGAAGAGCAUCUCUGAACAAAGACUCUUGAAACAAAUGGGCUACAGCAGCAGAAGACCACACCGUCUUCUGCUGCUCCUAAGACCAGGAAGUGGUCUUAGGAGUCUCAAUUUCUGUUACAACUUCAGAUGGUAGGUUAAAUAUGUUGCAUGGGACGACUUCAUAGCAUAUUUGCAUCAACUUGGCAUUCAUCAUUUAAACAGCAGAGACUGAGUAUUGUUACUGACCAUGUCCAUCCCGUUAUAACCAAAGUGUACCAACAAAUCAAUUUUUGAAAUCUUUGUCCUAAAUGUUGUAUAGAUGGAAGCAAAAUCUGUCUGGCACUGAUGUAUAAUGAUUAAAAUUUGCACAUUUAAUCCCAAUAAAAGACAAAGCACAUGUCAAAA